Messenger RNA from Cucumis sativus (cucumber), 2290 nucleotides. RefSeq names its product aspartic proteinase-like protein 2. The record is from RefSeq and is a predicted model, not a curated record. The coding region runs from base 205 to 1665 and encodes 486 amino acids. Gene Ontology annotation, biological process: proteolysis. NCBI's taxonomy places the organism in Eukaryota, Viridiplantae, Streptophyta, Magnoliopsida, Cucurbitales, Cucurbitaceae. The transcript is spliced from 10 exons. Gene Ontology annotation, molecular function: aspartic-type endopeptidase activity.
UUGAUGAGUCCUCCUUUCCUUUGCCUCUAUUAACAAACCAUAAAAACCAACUGCUCAGUCGUGUCGUCUGCCACUUCCUUCAAUGGAGAAAAAGUGAAACAAAUCUCCCACUUCCAUCUUCGUCGCUAAGUUUCCCUCUCUUUUCCACCCAAAAACAACCAACUCAUUUCCCCCUCUCACUCCCCUCAAAAAACCCACCAAAAUAUGCGCCUCUUUUUCUGCUUCAUCUAUGCCUUAGCCUCCGUCGUUGCUCUCACCCUCGCCGGCACGGCGGUUAUCUCCCCCGGCCCCAACCAUUUCCUUCUCCACAGAGCCUUCCCCCACUUUCCCUCUCCCCACUUUCACUCCCUCAAAGCUCGCGACCGCCUCCGCCAUUCCCGCCUCUUGCGACGACUCGCCGGUGGCAUCGUCAAUUUCUCCGUUAAAGGCUCCUCCAAUCCUUUCGUCGGGCUUUAUUUCACCAAGGUGAAGUUGGGAAAUCCUGCGAGGGAAUUCAAUGUGCAGAUCGAUACUGGGAGUGACAUUUUGUGGGUCACUUGCAGUCCUUGCGAUGGCUGUCCUGAUUCGAGCGGACUUGGAAUUGAACUCAACUUAUUUGAUACUACAAAGUCGUCCUCUGCUAGGGUUCUUCCCUGCACAGAUCCAAUAUGUGCAGCAGUUUCAACUACUACAGAUCAAUGCUUAACCCAGACUGACCAUUGCAGUUACUCCUUCCACUAUCGGGAUAGAAGUGGAACGUCCGGCUUUUAUGUUACUGAUUCGAUGCAUUUUGACAUACUUCUUGGGGAGUCAACUAUUGCUAAUUCAUCAGCAACUAUUGUUUUUGGGUGCAGCAUAUAUCAGUAUGGGGAUUUGACUCGGGCAACCAAAGCACUUGAUGGAAUUUUUGGGUUUGGUCAAGGGGAGUUCUCAGUUAUUUCACAAUUAUCUUCUCGAGGGAUAACACCUAAAGUGUUCUCCCAUUGUUUGAAAGGAGGAGAAAAUGGAGGGGGUAUCUUGGUUCUUGGUGAGAUUCUGGAGCCCAGCAUUGUUUAUAGUCCACUUAUUCCAUCUCAGCCGCACUAUACAUUAAAGUUACAGAGUAUUGCACUCAGUGGGCAACUGUUUCCAAACCCCACCAUGUUUCCUAUAUCAAAUGCAGGAGAAACUAUUAUUGACUCCGGGACAACUUUGGCAUACCUUGUCGAAGAAGUUUAUGAUUGGAUUGUCAGUGUGAUAACUUCUGCUGUUUCUCAGUCAGCCACUCCCACAAUUUCGAGGGGUAGCCAAUGCUUCAGAGUCUCUAUGAGUGUAGCAGACAUAUUUCCUGUCCUCAGGUUUAAUUUUGAGGGCAUUGCAUCCAUGGUGGUGACUCCUGAAGAAUAUCUUCAGUUUGACUCCAUAGAACCAGCCUUAUGGUGCAUAGGUUUUCAGAAAGCUGAGGAUGGAUUGAACAUUUUAGGAGAUCUUGUUUUGAAAGAUAAAAUCAUUGUCUAUGACUUAGCUCGGCAACGGAUUGGAUGGGCGAAUUAUGACUGUUCGUCGUCCGUAAAUGUUUCUGUAACAUCUGGAAAGGAUGUUUUCAUCAAUGAAGGACAGCUGAGUGUAAGCAGCUCCUCAAGGAAGCAUUUCUAUCAGCUGCUCAACAUUGUUAUUGUACUACUAAUACAUUUAAAACUGUUCUGAAGUCCAUUUUUGAUAAUAACCCUGAGGAUUCUCGUCUUCAUUAUUUGCGCUAGCUGCGUUCCCCUGGCCAAUCUGUAUUUUGAAUGCUUGGUCGGGCUGCUCAUCGCCAACCUGCAAAGAGCAAACGUUCCUGUGCUGCCUGCAUCUUACAUCUGGCUUAAAAUGCAGGCACCUUUUUCUUUGAGCUCCUUGUUCAGCUGUGACCCACUAAAGGGUCUUCUCUUAGGUGAGAGCUGUACAUUUUGAAAUUUUAGUUCGAUCUCUGAUAAGGGGUGUGUUUCUAUAGGAAAUGGGUUGUCAAUAGCCUCCUCAGGUAGAAAUAGAGAUUGAGAGAGUUGACAUUGCUGUAUGCAUGUUCUAUUCAUCACAUAGAGUCUGAUAGAUUAAUAUGUAAAAUCAGCUGUAAUUUUGUUUUAGUUCAUCUCGACAGUCACUUAUCAUUUGAUUCAAACCGUUUGAUCGAUGAUGCUUCGGCUAAAUGCCCUGAUUUCAAAAGUUAUUUCUAGACUCAUUGCUAUAUGAGCUUUCUUUUUAUCCCCAUAGAACCAAAACUAGAGCACACCUACUUUUUAAUAGCUUUUGUCCAAUUAUGUAAUUGAAAUAAAUGCUUCGUUGAUUCAUAAUA